Messenger RNA from Brugia malayi, 867 nucleotides. RefSeq lists its product as uncharacterized. The record is from RefSeq and is a predicted model, not a curated record. Lineage: Eukaryota; Metazoa; Nematoda; Chromadorea; Rhabditida; Onchocercidae. The transcript is spliced from 7 exons. Bases 1 to 867 code for a protein of 288 amino acids.
AUGUCAUAUAUUAUCGUUUCACCAGCACUUAUACAGGCGUACCAUGCACAGGUGGAUUUACCAAUCAUACAUUGGAAUGUGUUGGUCAAUCCACCAAUGGGUUUCCUUCGACCGGGACAGAAAAAACAAAUUGUUAUUGAACGUCGGGCAGGUAAACCUGGUAAAACUUUUUUAUUGGUUGAAUAUAUCGCAGCACCAAGUGGUUACGAUCCUCGGAUGCCAUUUGUUGAGGGUGCCGAAGUUGGCCGAGUCAAAAUUCGAGUUAGAGCGUAUAAAGAUGAGAAAAUAGCUGAUACUGUACUACAUUUACAAGGUCAAACAGUUACUAAGCAUGGACAGAAAUUUCGCUCACCGGCAGUGAUUGAUGAUGAAAAGAUUGAACGUGAAAUUGAAGCAUUAUGUGCAAAGAACAAUAUGCCACAGCCAAUGUUUGAAUUUGAUGACCAUUUAACAGAUAUUGAUGAAACUGAUGCUGAAGAAAAGAAAACAGAUGAUGAUAAAUUAAGACAAUUGCAUGCAAAGAUUCAUUCACCAAGAAAACGAUCACCUUCCGAACCAAAGAAAAAAGCAGCAAUAACGAAAAAUAUUGAUGAUGGUGCCACUAGUACCAGUGGUGGUGGUAGUGGUAUUAGUGUUGGUGAUAAAAGAGGACUUAGUGAUAGCAGUAGUGGUAGAGAGUUAAUUGAAAGAAUCAAAGGACAAGUAGAAAAAUUUUCUGCGGAAUUUGAAACAAUCAAAUUUCUUAUCAUUGAACAGCAAAGAAAAGUUGAUGAAAAGUUGGAAAAAGCAAUAUCUGAUUUGCCAUAUAUAAAAUUUACGCUUAUUUUACUAAUUGCCUUAUUUCUCGUCCGUAUAUCACUUAUUUGA